AUGGAGAGUCCACAGAAGAGAUCGUCCUCCAAACUCAACACACCAGACGCACCAGGGUCUCCUAAUCAUCCAGAAGAUUCACAGGAGACACAGAUCCUCAACCCCAACCUCAUCAACGCCGAGGCUCAAGGCACUCGGCCACAAGUCAGAACCCCAGAGCCUCAGACCAGGAGCGGAAGCGCCGGCCCAGAGGCACUUUUCACAAGCCCUGGACAGAUUCCCGAUUUCGAUUGGGACGACUUCAGGUCACAGUACGAACAGGCGCUCGCCAAAGCCAACGACAAAGAACUGGAGCUACUUCGCGAGUUUGACGGACUGGUGAAGUAUUUCAACGUAUGGGCUGCCGCGGCCUCUGCGCAUGACAACGAACGUGCUGUGAAGCGAUUGCAGACACGCCAACGAUACGUCCAGAUUGGCGAGGAGAAUCUGGCACACAGGAAGCAACAUUUUAUUACGCAGGCAGGUGCUCUUCAGAAUUUCCAAUACCGAGAUCACUACCGAGAUGAUUUGGCGGCUUUUCAUCAGAAACACUUCUCCGAGAUUUCCUUGUCGAAUUUCGCAACACAGUUCUUGUCGGCUGAGGAUCAUGACUGCACCGAAGAAGACGAUUUUGAUGAUGGACUCGGCUAUUACCCUGACGGAGUAAAGCGAACUCUAACCGAUGAGCAGAUAGAAAUAUUUAGGCACUCGGAAUUGGAGGCCGAGCGCAGAAAGGCUGAGAAAGCUCGGGACAAAGAGGACGGCGAGAUUGAAGACGAUCAAGCCAUAGCCCUCACAGAGAUCGCAUCGCUACCGAGCGGCGAGCUGGAUGCCAAAACGAAAAAGAAAAAGAAAAAGAAAGGAGGCAAAGGCAAGAAUCGUCGACAAGAGGUUAAGCCCGACUUGCGCAAGAGGACAUGGGAUGUAGUCGAUGUUGGAAUGUAUAACCUCGAUUACGAUGGAGAAGCUGGCUCAGCAACUCAUGAAGGAAAUUCAGCGAAACGGCGUCAGUCGGAAAUCCAAUCUCGUGGCUCAGCCGACGACAGCAUCAAGCUUUGCUUGGUUGCUAAGGUUGGGCCUCCUGGGAGGAGCAUGUCGAGCAAUAAUCUUCUCUCUGACCUGGCAACACCAUGUCUCGUUAAUUUUUGA
Messenger RNA from Pyricularia grisea, 1128 nucleotides. RefSeq lists its product as uncharacterized. The record is from RefSeq and is a predicted model, not a curated record. The coding region runs from base 1 to 1128 and encodes 375 amino acids. The transcript is spliced from 4 exons. NCBI's taxonomy places the organism in Eukaryota, Fungi, Ascomycota, Sordariomycetes, Magnaporthales, Pyriculariaceae.